GCCGUGUGCGCCUGCGCAGCGGAGGGGUGGGGCUCCGGGGGGCAUUGGCGCGAGAUUCUAUCCCUGCGCAGCUCCCGGGGUUCGCCGCCGCUGCUGCUGCUGUCGCCGUCCACGGAGCUCCUAGAGGUCACUCGAGAGCUGAAGGUGGAAAAAAAAAAAGGGAAGUGAGGAACAAUUCCCUGCUGAGCGCCUUCCCUUUCUCCGCUUACCUCAGGCGUCUGGAGGCUCCGGGGGGAGCUUUUCGUUGUGAGUCAUGAAUACCCGGCAGCAAAGCAAAAUUACCUACUCCUGGUAUGGAAAACCCAUGAACUCGGACAGAAAACUGAGGACUUUGCAGUACAAGGGAAUCCUUAUUAAAUCGGAAAGAAGCAAAACAGAAACCUGUAUACAAGUUGGAGAGUUUAUUUUAGUAGAAGGGGAGAAUGCAGAUCAACCGUACGUGGCACAACUCCUGGAUUUAUAUGAAGAUGGUUCUCAGCACAAACAUGCAGUUGUGCAGUGGUUCACUCAUAUUACAGAGAUACCUCAGAAUAAACGGAAGCUGCUUAAAAGACAGAUUUCUCCCCAAGAGGUGUUUUUAGAUCAAGUUUCUAGCUAUGACAACGAUAUAGCUGUGGAGACUAUUAUUAGAAGUGUCAUGGUAAUGCCACUACAUCCGGGUGAGGAACAACCUUUGUCAUUGAACAGGGAACAAGUUUUCUAUGUAAAACAGUCUUGGGAUGGGAAGUGCUUUAAGGAUUUGUCCCCUGAAACAUUCUCCAAGCUGAAAGAAGCUAAUAAGAAAGGAGGUGGAAUCUCAUACUCAGAAUCAUUUACUCCUUUGGACAUUGUUUCCCCCAUGAAAAAAGAUAAAGAAGGAGUUGUUCAGAGUGCUACAAAAAAUGCUGAGUUGGAAAUAGAAUCAAAACAUUCUGCUUCCAAGUCUUCCAUCUCUAAGGAGAGACAUUCACAAAGAAUGUCUAAUGGCCUCAAAGUUCCAACAGCAAGGAAGAAGUUACAGUUAAGCAGUCCCACAAGAUCUCCUAAAAGCAAGCUCCUGGGAUGUGAAGUUUUGGAGCUUUUGGAUGAUGACUGUGAUGCUGUAGCACCGCUGGACCCAUCAGCUACUAAAAGAAAAGUGAAAUUCACUGGCAUUUUAGGCUCACCACCAAAAAUACCUUGCAGCAGUGAUAAGCUGAAGUCAAUUGAUGCUGCAGAGGACAGGAAGAGGUUUAGUGAUGCAAUUCGAUUAUCCCCUUAUAGCAAGAGCAAAGACUCCAGUGAGAAAGCCAACACUACAGUUUUAGCUGGAAGCCAGAAAUCGAGUGUUCAGAGCAUCGUAUUGACCCCUCGCUCUCGCAGGACAUGUGCACGCAGGACAAGUGCCCUCAUUGCAGAACAAAUAAGCAUCUUAAAUACACUAGAAUUGAACCAGGAAGAGGAUUCUUUGUCUAGCUCAGAUAGCUCUUACUCUUCAAGCAGUGAGGAAGAGGAAGAUGAUGUGCUCUGUACACCAGAAAAGAAAGCUAAAUCAAGCAGAACACAGAGCACCCCAAAAUCUUCAAGGGAGUCUUGUCCAAACCAGAACAAGUCCUCAGUUCACACUCCUGCAAAGACUGUGAAAAAAACACCUUUGCCACAAACACCAAAGACCCCGCGGAAUGCAACUCCUGAAAUUCCCAGGCGCAGCCAGGCAGCACAGAAACCAACCACUGCACUAGAAGAAGCCAGGUUAAGGCUGCAUGUUUCUGCUGUCCCAGAAUCUCUGCCUUGUCGUGAGGAAGAAUUUCAGGACAUCUAUAAUUUUGUGGAAAGCAAACUUAUUGAUGGUACAGGAGGGUGCAUGUACAUUUCUGGGGUGCCUGGAACAGGUAAAACUGCAACAGUUCAUGAAGUAAUUCGCAGUCUUCAGCAAGCUGCAGAAAAUGAUGAACUUCCAUCAUUCCAGUCUGUGGAGAUCAAUGGUAUGAAGCUGACUGACCCUCACCAAGCUUACGUGCAGAUGCUAGAGUUACUGACAGGUCAGAAGGUGACAGCAACCCAUGCUGCAGUACUGUUGGCAAAACUGUUCAGUACACCUGGACCAAAGAGGAACACCACAGUGCUGAUAGUGGAUGAGCUUGAUCUCCUCUGGACCCGGAAACAGAAUGUCAUGUACAAUUUAUUUGACUGGCCAACUCAGAAGCACUCCAAGUUAAUCAUCUUGGCCAUUGCUAACACCAUGGACUUGCCAGAGAGAAUAAUGACAAACAGAGUAGCCAGCAGGCUGGGCCUCACCAGAAUGUCCUUCCAGCCCUACACCUACAAACAGCUACAGCAAAUUAUUUCAUCCAGACUGAACAGUGUGAAGGCAUUUGAAGAGGAUGCAAUUCAGCUGGUUUGCAGAAAGGUUGCUGCACUGUCUGGUGAUGCAAGGCGUUGCCUUGAUAUCUGCAGAAGGGCCACUGAGAUUUGUGAACUUGCUAGCCAAAAGAGGAGCCUUGAAAUAGUCAGGAUGGCCCACGUAACAGAAGCCAUAGAUGAAAUGUUUUCAUCACCAUAUAUAAAUGCAAUCAGGAAUGCCUCGUUGCAUGAAAAAAUCUUUUUGAAAGCAAUUUUAGCAGAGUUUCGCAGAGCAGGAGUUGAGGAGGCAACAGUUCAACAGGUCUAUCAUCAGUACAUAGCACUGUGCAGAAUUGAAGGCAUGCAGAGCCCUACAGUCUCAGAAAUGAUGGCAAUUUGUUCAAGACUUGGUGCCUGCAGACUCUUGCUGGUGGAGUCCAGUACCAAGUAUCUUCACAUGCGGGUGCGACUGAAUGUCAGCCAGGACGAUGUCAUGUAUGCACUCAAGGAUGAAUAAGGCAAUAGAGAUUUUAUUUGUUUAAUAUGUAUAAAUGUUUUAUAUAGCCUAUUUUAAUUUUUUUAAUUGUUGAUAAAUGGAAAUAG
Molecule: messenger RNA, 2904 nt
Organism: Calypte anna (Anna's hummingbird)
Lineage: Eukaryota; Metazoa; Chordata; Aves; Apodiformes; Trochilidae
Gene: ORC1
Product: origin recognition complex subunit 1
Exons: 18
Coding region: 254-2818 (854 amino acids)
Biological process (GO): mitotic DNA replication checkpoint signaling; DNA replication initiation
Cellular component (GO): nuclear origin of replication recognition complex
Molecular function (GO): DNA replication origin binding; ATP hydrolysis activity; chromatin binding
Source: RefSeq, a predicted model, not a curated record